Messenger RNA from Aspergillus wentii DTO 134E9, 1440 nucleotides. RefSeq lists its product as uncharacterized. The coding region runs from base 1 to 1440 and encodes 479 amino acids. The transcript has 2 exons. The record is from RefSeq and is a predicted model, not a curated record. NCBI's taxonomy places the organism in Eukaryota, Fungi, Ascomycota, Eurotiomycetes, Eurotiales, Aspergillaceae.
AUGGCGGGCUGGCCUUCUUUGCCUCCAGAGAUACAAGUCAUGGUCUGGGAGAUACUCGCUGAGGAUCCAUCUAUCUUGUCGAGAUAUGCCAGAGUCUCCAAGGACUGGUGUUCAUUCUUUGAGAGAAAGAAUUUCUACGGAUUGACACUGCAUCAAGACUGCCUGAAGGACUUCAGGAACAUUGUUCGCCAGAGAAGGUUUAUCAGACACAUUUGGCUUCGUGUCCGAGUUCGAUUAUAUGGCUGUCCAACCUGCAAGGACUAUGAACACCCUGAUAGAGGGAAGUUGAAUGAAGCCACAAUCCGGGCUGCUAUACAGAAGCUGUUCACUAUACUCAGCAAAUGGAAGAUGGACGAAGACCGCGACAGCAAAGGACUGACUUUGGAAAUCAGUGUCCAUUCAACCAGUGAUACCAGACACCAUUUUCAAUAUCUUGAUUUCGACAGCAAGGCGUAUUCAAAUCCAUUAUAUCUGCACGAGACAGAGGGACCCCACGAUCCAUUCCACGGCUGGCACAAUGGGCAGAGAAAGACUGUCCCUACAAGCAAGGAAAUCAUGCGUCUCUUUGGACGUUAUAUCAACCUCAAAUAUGGACAGGCGCUUCCAAAAGUCGAUGUUGUCACAUCAUUCCUCAUACGUCGCCAAAGCCGCCGUCAGUUCUCUCCAUAUGCGGUUCAUAAACUCAUUGAAGGCCUUCCCAACCUCGAAUAUCUACAUUAUGAACCCUGGAGAUCGCCUAUGGAGUCAGAACAGGAGCGAAUUGACGCGGGGAACGCGCUGGUGUUUCUGUCCCACUCAGACACUAUCAAAUGCCUGACAUUAUUUGAGGACUUCAACGAAAACUUCAACCUGAGAUUCAGCCAGGACUAUCGCGACUACAAUCCUUCCCGACGCACCUUUUGGACACUAGGAGACGCUUUAGCGCUCGCAUGUUUUACCCUUGAACGACUCUCGGCUUCCUUUCUUGUGGAUGCAAAACAGUUCUUCGGAGGAUGCAUACCUGGAUGGACUGCGUUUAAUCUUGUCUCGUUAGCCCUGACUUCACAAACACUACAUUCUACCGAGAAUCCAGUCAAAAUCAACGAUUUGCUGAAUCAAGCGGGCAUUGCAACACAGAAAAUGCCCAAACUAAAGACCAUGGAGAUAUGGAAUGGCGGUCGAGGGCAUGGAUGCAUCUUUGGUUACUAUGUGACGGACAGUUCUACCACACUUUCCUGGAAGGCUUCGUGGGGUUUGAAGUUUCAACCGCGCGUCAUCGAGACUUGGAAAUCGGUAGCAGUCCAGCAUGACCUUGCACUUGAAGUGUCCCAGAUCCCAUCCUACACCAUCAAGUCCCACGCGGACGUUAUCAAACAUCUGAAAUUGAAGAACCACGUUCUUCAUCCCGUGUCUUUGCACCAGAUACAACAGGAGACCAAGGUUGAGGCAAUGCACGGUUGA